Molecule: messenger RNA, 2802 nt
Organism: Chrysemys picta bellii (western painted turtle)
Lineage: Eukaryota; Metazoa; Chordata; Testudines; Emydidae
Gene: FOXI1
Product: forkhead box I1
Biological process (GO): regulation of transcription by RNA polymerase II; anatomical structure morphogenesis; cell differentiation
Molecular function (GO): DNA-binding transcription factor activity, RNA polymerase II-specific; RNA polymerase II cis-regulatory region sequence-specific DNA binding
Source: RefSeq, a predicted model, not a curated record
CACGGAACACAAACCUAAACAUUUACAGGUGCAUAAGUACUUGAGGAAGGGCACGGGUGAUGCACCUGUCUUCAGGAAGGACUAACACAGGUGUGUUGUAACUGGGUAGACUGCUAGUGCUAGAUUAUGAGCUCAUUUGAUCUGCAGACACACUCUCCACCUCGCUGCAGCCCGCAAUUUCCAAAUAUUGGCCAGGAGCCUCCCGAGAUGAACAUCUAUUAUGAAAACUUUUUCCAUCCACAGAACGUUCCGAGCCCACAACGACCAACAAACUUUGAAUCUGGGGACUACAACACCACUCCCAACCCUUACCUCUGGCUAAAUGGACCCUCCAUUACCCCACCAUCAUACCUACCAGGAUCCAACACCAGUCCUUUCAUCCCUCAGUCCUAUGGGAUGCAACGGCAGCUCUUGCCUAACAUGCACAGUUUGGGGGGUACUGAUUUGGGCUGGCUUCCUCUCCCUUCCCAAGAGGAGCUGAUGAAGCUGGUGAGACCACCCUACUCCUACUCUGCGCUUAUCGCCAUGGCCAUCCAUGGAGCACCGGAGAAGAGGCUAACACUCAGCCAGAUCUACCAGUACGUGGCUGACAACUUCCCCUUCUACAACAAAAGCAAGGCAGGUUGGCAGAACUCCAUAAGGCAUAACCUGUCUCUCAACGAUUGCUUUAAGAAAGUGCCCAGAGACGAAGAUGACCCAGAAUCUGCUGGUCUCUUAACAGGAAAAGGGAAUUACUGGACUCUGGACCCAAACUGUGAGAAGAUGUUUGACAAUGGAAAUUUCCGUCGGAAGAGGAAAAGGAAGUCUGACAUUGGGUCCAGCACAGCAUCUCUUGCAUCUGAGAAAUCGGAGGACAGUGCCUUAAGUGGCAGUCCCAAGGCUGCCGAACACCAGGAUCUCUUGGAAAGCUCCUCACCUGGAACUGACAGUUCACCUGACAAGAGAUCUUCUCCGCCAUCUUCCAGCAGUCCCUGCCUCAACAACUUCCUCUCCAGUAUGGCCGCGUAUGUUAAUGGCUCUAACUCGGUGAGCCGAUCAGUGCCUCUGGGACUCAGCGUUGAGCCCACUGACAAAAUGGGACAGAAUAUGGUAGGAUUCAAUUCAUACGCUACACUUUCUAAUAUCCCCAGCCAUAGUGGGGCAGAAUGGUCCAAUUCAAUGCCUUCCAGCCAUCUUGGCUACAGCAAUUCAGUUCUCAAUCAAUUUAAUACCCAUUUCUACAGCAGUAUCGGUGCAAAUAACACCCUGUAUCCUAGAGAGGGAACUGAGGUUUAAACAACAAAGGAGGAAAGGAUAAAUGUGUAAGAGAGGAAAUGGUCAGUUGGUAGAGGGCUGCUGUUAGCCAGUCAUCUCUGAGACCUACAUUACAACCUGCCUUAGCGGCUGAAAGUGAGAACCCCAAAACUUUUACCUAGGAGACUUCCUCAUAUCACAAACCACCACAUCUUUAGCAGCUCCACUCAUGACAGGCCAGGGACUGGAACAGCAAGGGUGUUUCAGGUGAGCUCUGUGGGGCUCUGUCACACACAGCUCCUACCUUGCACUAUUCAAUGGCCAUCCUUAAAGAACUGCCAGUUGUCUUAGGCCUGGUCUACACUAGUAACUUUUACCUGUAUAGUAAUAUCACAUAGGGGUGUGAUUUUCUUAGUGACAUUUUAAUAUCUGCAAAAGCCCUAGUACAGAUGCUGUUAUAUAAACACAAAAGUCCUUUUCUUAGUACAGCUUAUUUCAUCUGGGGAACUGGUAUAAGCUAUACCAACACAAAAGUGCUUUUUCAGGUGUGAGCAAAAGGUUUAACAAGACCUUGGUUAACUAGACAAUGUUACCUCAGUAUUUGUGCUAUUCCCUAAGUAAAUAUAUGGAAGUACUACAUAUGCUGAGGUAGCUAUUUAAGGACAACCACUGUUCCUGCCUUCACCUAUAGCUAAAGCUAUUGGCCAAAUUCUGGCAUCCUUUCAUGCCCCAAUGGGGCAUACAGCCAGGUAUGAAGACAGAAUUUGGCCUUUACGUCCAUGGGCAGACAAUUCAUCCAGAAACAGAGAGGAAAUAACAAAAAUUAGGGAUGUUUACAGUCAGAUUUCAUGUUUUCAGUUUUAAGUACAUGCGUAGGGUCAGACGCUGCUUAUCUUAUGGUCUCGCUUGCAACCUAAUGUCCAUGGGCCUACUUACGUAAGAAAAACAGGAUUUGUGCCAUGCCAUCUAUUUUACAUACCUGAGUUUUCUGGAGAAGAAAACAUGUUUGUUCCAGUAUAACACUAACGUUUGUACUGAACAAGCAUCUGAACCUUGGGUGCUUUUGUAUAGAAAGUCUAACAUAUCACUGAGCUUCAUUUCAAAGAAUGCAUCUUCCCCAUGAAUUGAUUGCAGUCAUUGGGGGGAGGUAAAAACUGUUUACUGUACAUUUGUGUUUUGUAAAAGUCAAUUAAACAAUUAUGUCCAAGUGUAAAUAUUAUUGAAUAAUGCUUCUUUUUUCUCCUGAUCUCUUAAAAUAUUCUGUGUCUACAGUAGUCACACAGAAAAAUCCAAAGAUUAAAUAAAGGUUUUGCACCAAAAGAUGUUAACUAAGUUCCACAACUGUAUAUUGUAAUAUACAAAACUGAAUAUUCCUCAACACAGACCUCUUCAGCUAUUUAGUUAUGCUCUGGCAAACCUUUCAAGAUGGCUGAGAAGAGAUUAAUUUUCAAUUAAUAUAUUGUGACAAACACCCUACUGUGCCUUGAUUUUUUUAAUAUGUACUUUCGUUGCAUUUUCAUUAUGGGACACCCACGGAGGUAUUUUCAAUAAUAAAGCAUUUGUAUGUAA